Molecule: messenger RNA, 1410 nt
Organism: Zymoseptoria tritici IPO323
Lineage: Eukaryota; Fungi; Ascomycota; Dothideomycetes; Mycosphaerellales; Mycosphaerellaceae
Gene: Nuf2
Product: Nuf2 like protein
Exons: 3
Coding region: 1-1410 (469 amino acids)
Biological process (GO): attachment of mitotic spindle microtubules to kinetochore; meiotic chromosome segregation; kinetochore organization
Cellular component (GO): Ndc80 complex; kinetochore
Molecular function (GO): protein-containing complex binding
Source: RefSeq, a predicted model, not a curated record
AUGCCCAGUAUGGACUAUAACCCUCGCAUGAGUAUGGCUCGAAGCCAGCAGCCUCCUUCAAGCCAGCAAAAGCAGCGAAAAGAGCCCGACGAAGAUGCGUUUAUGACCUUGCCAGACAAGGAGAUUGCAGGUUGUAUCAGUGACAUCGGCAUCAACUUCAGCAUCGACGACCUCCGCAAGCCGAACCCUCAGCAAAUCCAAAAAGUCUUCGAAUGGUUCGCCGAACUCCUCACAAUGACCACACGCGAAAUUGUCGCACCAGCUAUGCGAGCAGCAGCAGAAGACAUGUGCGGCGCCGAUGAUUACGAACGAAUCUUCACUGCCGAUACGCGCGAGCUUAUGGGCUUCUUCAUCACAAUGCGCAAACUCCUCCUCGAAUGCGGCAUCAAAGACUUUACCUUUUCCGACGUAUAUCGACCGACACACCCUCGUCUUGUCAAAAUCUUCAGCUACAUCAUCAACUUCAUCCGGUUUCGCGAGUCACAGACGGCAGUCAUCGAUGAACACUACAACUCAAGCGAGCGCACGAAGAAUGCAAUCGAGCAGCUCUACCACGCGAAUCAGGAGAAGGAAGAUCAUCUGCAAGAAAUGCAACACAACCGCGCGAACGUCGAAGCCGCACUCGCCGAAAAAGAACGCAAAGCCUCAGAUCUCAAGACUCGCCUCCUUGAGCUCAAGAAGUCCCAAGAACGCGUCACCGAACGCCUCGAACGUGUGAAAGCAGACCAAUCCCGCCUCAAAUCCCUUCUCGAAGACAAAACCUCCACAGUUAUGCAAACCCGCACAGAAGCCAACAAGCUCCGGCCAUAUACCGAACAAUCACCCGCAAACCUCGAGCAAUCCCUCCGCGACCUCUCCGCGAACCUUAACACGGAUCGCAACCAGAUCGAGGUCCUCGACCGACGCUCCCGCGCGCUGCAGACCUCUUGCGACACAUUCUCCCUCCUCCAAACAGACAUUCAAUCCUUGAACCGCCUCCUAACCGAUCUGUCCACCGAAUUGGCAAAAGAAGAAGACGAAUCCCGAUCAGCUGCACGAAACCGCGAAGCUCUCACCGAAAAGUCGAAUAAUGUAAGAGAAGUGGAACGGCAAGAGAAGAUGCUCAGGAAACAAUUACAACAAUGGACGGACCGCACGGAGAAACUCCGGAACGACGCAGAAGAACGCGCGAAGAACGCGAAAUCCAAGAUGGAGGGAUUGCGGAAGAUGCAUCGGGAAUUGACGAGCGAGAGGCGGGAGAAGGGCGAGGAGGUGGAGAAGCGGAGGGUGCGGAUCGAGCAGACGGAGAAGAAGAUGGCGGACUUGAAAGAGCAGAUUGAGCAUGAGGUGCAGGCUGCGAGGGAGGAGUAUAUGAAGAUGGAGAGUCAUAUCAAGCUGUAUAUCACUGAGAUGGACCAGGUCAUUGUAUGA